AUGGAUACAGAUCUUCGAGCCGGGUUCGCAUCGUACACCUUUUCCAACCUCUUUGCGGAUUUCACUAAACUCUUAAAGGAUGAAAUAAUGAAGGUUUUUGGAGUUAGUGAUGAGAUGCGGAAGUUAGAUAGAUUGAUCCUUAAAGUCAACGAUGUGAUCGAUACCUUAGAGACAAGCUACGCAGCCUCUCCUACAAAUAUACUCAAGAAGCAUGCUUGGGUUGAAGAAGCCAAUAGGCUUAAGUAUGAUGUGGAUGAGUAUUUGGAAGAUAUUUCAAUACAAUUAGGUGUUUGCAAAGGUGACUCAAACAUACUUAAUGCACUGUUAUCUACUUUCAAGUUAGAUGCCCCACAUAAAAUUAGUCAGCAUGUGAAAAAGUUAGAGGAGCUUAUUGCGGAAAUUGACAACACGUUUGUGAUUGAAUUGCUUAACCUAAAAGUAGCUAAGCCGAAUCUUAGAAAGCACUCCUCUUACAUGAUUUCCAGUCCCAGAUAUGAAGAACUAAUGAUCUCGAGAGUGGAUCAAAGGGAAAAAAUCAUAAAGAUUCUGUUUCGAGAGGAUGUAUCUGCUAUUUGCGUAGCAGGCAUGGCCGGAAUUGGAAAAACUGCAUUUGCUGAGUCUAUUCUCAAUAACAAGGAAGUGAUGGAUGCAUACCCAUUGAGAAUAUGGGUUUCCGUUAUGGAAGGAUUUGACGUGGUCAGAAUAAUUAGAGCCAUAAUUGAGUCCAUCUCAGCAACAAACUGCAAGUUAACUGAAUUAUGGACAUUACAGUCGAUGCUACGAUGCAUGGUCGAGGGAAAAACAAUUAUAGUGGUACUGGAUGAUUUCUGUACCGAGGACUAUGAUGAUUGGGAGAAACUUUCUGCGCCGUUUGAGAAAUCUGAGAAAAGUAAAUUCAUCAUUACCACACGAAAUUCUAAAGUUGGACGUGUUGUUGGUGCUGAAAUAUUUCAGCUUCCAGUUCUCUUGGAUGAGGAAUGUUAUAAGAUUCUGAGUGAAAGACCCUUUGUCAAGAACCAGUUGCAGAAUUUAAAAGGGUUCGGAAUUCAGCUUGCUAAAAAAUGUAAAGGGAUUGCACUGGUGGCAAAAAUAAUGGGGGACUUGCUUCAGUGUUUACCCGACGAGGAGUGGGAGUGGAUCCUUAAAUGUGAGCUGUGGGAUUUGCCACAAUAUAAAGAUUUUAUAAUCCCCGUUCUCCUGGAAAGUUAUUGUUCUCUACCGUCGCAUUUAAAGAAGUGCUUUUGCUAUUGUUCGUUAUUUCCACCUGGUUACGGAUUUGAGAUGAAUAGUCUGGUUUUGUUAUGGCUAGCAGAAGGUUUGAUUCAACCGGUACAAAAUAGGCGGUUAGAGGAUCUUGGAAAAGACUACUUCAAUGAACUUGUGAGUAGAUCUUUUUUCAAUUUGGCUGAUGAAAAUCAUGUUCAAAUCAAAUUGUAUAAGAUUCAUGAAUUUACCCUAAACUUGGCACUAUACGUCACGUCUGGUAUAUAUAAGCGAGUUGAAGGGGACUUCUAUUCAUCACUUGACAAGGUUAGACAUUUGUCGGUUUGUCAUGAUUCUGCUCACUCUUCCAUGAAUCUGAAGGUAUUCCCCAGUUGUGAAAGGUUGAAAACUUUUUUGUUAUGUCCUGCAAGAAAUGCUUUUGUUUGCGAACAAAUAUCAGAUCUCCUUGGAAAGUUCAAAAUCUUAAGGGUUCUAAACUUGAAUUCCGGAGGUAUUACUGAAGUACCGGACAAAAUUAGUGACUUAAAACAUCUGCGUUAUUUGAAUCUGGCCAACAAUAACAUCAGUUCUUUACCUUUAUCACUCUGUGAGCUUUCUUGGUUACAAACAUUAGUUUUAACGAACUGUCCACUUGAUUGUUUGCCUGAAAAUUUUAGUAGAUUGUCUGAGCUCCGUCACCUUGUAUUUGACGUAAGAGGCCAACUCCGUCGAAUGCCAAUACAUUUCGGAUUUUUGGUCAAUCUUCAGACUCUCGAUGCUUUUAUUGUGGAAGAGGAUGAAGGAUAUACAAUUGAGGAACUUAAGGACCUGACAUCUCUUGGAGGAUCAAUUUGCAUAACAGCACUAGAGAAUGUAAACGGUAAAUCAGCUGCUGAUAGUGCCUUAUUAAAGAUGAAACAAUGGAUUAGUAAACUUGAGCUGGAAUGGAGAGGUUGUAAGAAUGGAAAUGACCAGGAUGAAGUCUUAACUGGUCUUCAGCCGCAUGAGAAUUUGAAAGAGCUGAUUGUAAGGAACUACAGUGGUACAAGUUUUCCACCCUGGUUUACUGAUAGAACAACCUGCUUUCUGAAAGUUAUUCACCUCCAAAGGUGUCAUGAAUGCACCAUUCUCCCACCUCUUGGAAAACUUCAGUUCCUUGAACAUCUUUCUGUUGAAUCCAUACCUAAGUUGAAAAAGAUACAUGCUGAUUUCGCAGGAGUAGAUGACUUUCAAUCACUCAAGUCACUAUCAUUUAUUGAUAUGGUUCAACUGGAUGGCUGGGACUGUCUAGGAUCUCUUGCAAUGUAUCAACUACGUGAUCUUACGUUUAGUCGUUGUCCCAAUCUAAUGGCCAUACCCAUUUUAGGCAAACUCAACUCACUUCAGAACUUAAAAGUUUCAGGAUGUGAUGCCCUUGGCAUUUUGCCAGAGUUUUCAGGGAAUUUGGCAUCUAUUCAAUCGCUCAUCAUUCAUGGUUGUCCAAUUUUGAUAUCGCGAUAUACGAUUUGGGAAUGGUCCAAGGUCAAAACAAUACCGGUGGUAGAGUUUGACGGGAAGAAAAUGUCAACACAAAAAGAUGAAAGUUGA
Capsicum annuum is the source of this 2790-nucleotide messenger RNA. Its product is annotated as putative disease resistance protein RGA3. Gene Ontology annotation, biological process: defense response to other organism. The record is from RefSeq and is a predicted model, not a curated record. The coding region runs from base 1 to 2790 and encodes 929 amino acids. The transcript has a single exon. Gene Ontology annotation, molecular function: ADP binding; protein binding. Lineage: Eukaryota; Viridiplantae; Streptophyta; Magnoliopsida; Solanales; Solanaceae.